Phodopus roborovskii (desert hamster) is the source of this 708-nucleotide messenger RNA. RefSeq names its product small muscle protein X-linked (gene Smpx). Bases 437 to 697 code for a protein of 86 amino acids. NCBI's taxonomy places the organism in Eukaryota, Metazoa, Chordata, Mammalia, Rodentia, Cricetidae. The transcript is spliced from 6 exons. The record is from RefSeq and is a predicted model, not a curated record. Gene Ontology annotation, cellular component: costamere; muscle tendon junction; M band.
UCUAUAUUUAGGAAGAACAACUGUGAGCUAUGACAGGAAUUCUCUUUAACACUUAGCCUUAAACUGAGUUCCCCUCUAGCCCCAAGCCAGGAGCAGCUCUCAGAACUGAAGAGACACAGAGCACUCCAGCUAUUUCAGCUACAUGAAAAGCGCUGGAAUUGUGAUCCUAGCUCAGACGACACCGGGAGUUCCUUCUAUCCUCUAAAGAGCUUUGUGUUUUUUCACCUGACUGCCUGGGACUGUCCUCAGGCAGUAAACAAAUCCAGAGAGCAGUGCCGGGCUUGGUCUCAACAACAAGCUUGCAUAGACAGAAUCAUCUUUUCAAGAGCUUUGCUUUGGUCGCUGUUUUCCUGUACCCAGCAGGGUAGAGGGCAGUACUCAGUGUCCUUCCUUGUCUCCGUGGGCACCAGAUUCCAAGGGGUAAGACGUCGUGAAUAUGUCGAAACAGCCAAUUUCUAACGUUAGAACCAUCCAGGCAAACAUCAAUAUUCCAAUGGGAGCCUUUCGCCCAGGAGGUGGGCAGCCCCCUAGAAGAAAAGAGGCUACUCCUGUGGCAGAGGAAGGGGCUCCUUCCACUUCGGAGGAAGAGAAGAAACCAAUUCCUGGAGCUAAGAAACUCCCAGGACCUGCUGUCAACCUCCUGGAGAUCCAGAACGUUAAAAGUGAACUGAAAUAUGUUCCCAAAACUGAACAGUAGUUCAGUGGAGA